Messenger RNA from Spizellomyces punctatus DAOM BR117, 1991 nucleotides. RefSeq lists its product as uncharacterized. The transcript is spliced from 2 exons. The record is from RefSeq and is a predicted model, not a curated record. Gene Ontology annotation, cellular component: membrane; cytoplasm. Lineage: Eukaryota; Fungi; Chytridiomycota; Chytridiomycetes; Spizellomycetales; Spizellomycetaceae. The coding region runs from base 72 to 1991 and encodes 639 amino acids. Gene Ontology annotation, biological process: protein folding in endoplasmic reticulum.
AGUCCUCUUGUAUUAUUUCCAUUUUUGCGCUCAUGCAGUUUUCUUGUCCUCGCCAGGACCCAUGACAUAGGAUGAAGGUCUCUACUGCAAGUUUAGUUUGCUGUGCGGCCUUCCUUUCUGUUGUCCAUGUCGCUGCUUCUGAACCCUUGCCCGCGGAGUUUAUCUCGUCCACUUGUUCGGUUGCAGACCUGUGGGAGUCUUUCACAAGUGAGGGUACAUGUCCCACUGAGUUAUGGUCCACACUACCAGCUCUGCCGAGCACCGAAGCACUCGCUACUUUGGAAAGCCAACCAAUUGUGCCGAGAGAGUGCAUGAACAAAGAUAGGCCGACCGCGAACGUGACACCUUUCCAUGAGGAGUGUCGCCCUGUCUCUCAGUCAGGUGCAUUACAAGAAGAUAUGCCCACUCAAGUUUGUAGUGUAGAGGGCCAUCUGCCGGAAGCCACCUCUAGCGACACAAAAAGAGAGCCACCUGUGUCAACGCCCACAUCAGCUCUAAUGGGACAAACUCUACUGCCACUCUCCACCAAGCCUGCUUUACAAGAUAAUACUUUAGCACCUACAACCACUGCCACAGAAACUGUUCCCAGCGUCACGCCUGAUCAUACCGAUCAAACCACAGCUGCGACUUCUGCUUCACACGACUCAAGCGAUGAAAAAAGUUGUCACAGCCCAACGCUUUCCGUUGACCAAAUUGAGCACCCCACGCCUUCCAUACAGCCCAACAUCCCCAUUGGAAGACCUAGCACCGUCAAUUCAAAUAUAUCAAAAGAAAGAUUUAAUUAUGCAUCUUUUGACUGCGGCGCCUUGAUUCUCGCGAACAAUCGUGGGGCGAGUUCUGUCACUUCGAUCUUGCACAACAAUAAGGAUGCGUAUAUGCUCAACAAGUGCUCCGCAAAACGAUUUGUUGUGGUGGAAUUAUGUGAAGAUAUUCUGGUUGAUACUGUCAUGCUCGCGAACUUUGAGUUCUUUUCUUCCAUGUUUAAGGAUUUCCAAAUAUAUGCAAGCGAUCGCUAUCCUCCAAAGGACAAUGAAUGGACUCUCCUUGGUCAGUUUCGUGCGAAAAAUAUUCGGGAUUUUCAGUACUUUAAAGUGCAUAACCCACGCAUUUGGGCUCGCUAUCUACGCGUUAAUUUCCUCUCAGAGUACGGUCAUGAGUACUACUGUCCGUUGAGUAUGUUACGAGUGUACGGUACAACCAUGAUGGAAGAGAUGAAAGCAGAAGAGGAUAAUCUGGCAAUCACGAGCGGAGCAAUUGUUCCCCAGCCAACAGGGCUUAUUCCGUCGGCAAAUGCACCUUUUGAGCCCUCGCUGAUUCCCAUUCUGAACGCUGACCGAGUGCCCGUUCAGCGACAAACGUCCACCCGGGCGGAUAACGUUCGCACUUCACCAUCAUUGCCGUUGCCGGGACACGUGUCAUCAUCACAAUCCAAAAACACGCACAGUGGAGCGGCAACCGAUCAUCACGGUACAAGCCCAACUCCGCAUGCACUGGAAAAGUUGACCGGCUAUAGCGCCGCACGCCCAUCCUUUCCGCCGGAUUCGCUCUGGGAUGAAUGGAAGCAAAACGUGGUUGACCCAACACAGUUGCUUAUUUCCGAACGAUUUUAUGCCAGAAUGUCCACCGAACCAGAAGGACUGGCUGCAGAGUCUGGUUUUAUCCGACAGACCCCAGGCAAUGCCAAUGGUGAUGGAGUAUCUCCCAAUGGAAAUCAAGGAAACGGCGGCACGAACGGCGAGCAGCCAGUGGGCACUCCAACAGGUUCCUCCGGUGGGGGAACGCAAGAAAGCAUUUUCAAAACCAUGAUGAAGCGUUUAAGCAUUUUGGAACGGAACGCCACUCUUUCGUAUAUCUAUUUGGAAGAGCAAAGCAAGGUUCUGAACGAAAUCUUCACACGUGCCGGACUGCGAGAACAAGAGCGCUUUGAUGCCUUCCUUGCCCAUUAUAAUCGCACACUUUUCCGUAUCUACACUGAUUUGGUAAGUUCUUGA